AUGUUGUCCAAGACAUUCCUUCUUUCCUCUGCCGUCUUGUGGGCUAGGGUGGCUAAUGCGGCCUUUGGCAUUACCGACAACGGCAGUUCCUACACGAUCGACGCCAACUCUCCCAACCCGCUGAAAUUCACUGUCAACAAGUCCAGCUGCGACAUCACAUCAAUUGUUUACUAUGGAUCCGAGUUUCAGUAUUCCGGAAAAGGGAGUCAUAUUGGCUCCGGUCUCGGCUCGGCCACAGUCUCUGCGACUCAGAGCGGCGACUACAUUAAGGUUACUUGCGACACAUCAAGCUUGACGCACUAUUUCGUUGUGCACAAUGGUGACCCCAUCAUCCAUAUGGCGACCUAUAUUACUGCAGAGCCUGAUAUUGGUGAGCUGCGGUUUAUUGCUCGACUUAACUCAAACCUCCUGCCGAAUGAAGAGCCAUUUGGGGAUGUAUCUACGACAUCCGGCGGGUCAGCUAUCGAGGGCUCCGAUGUAUUCCUGGUCAACGGCGAGACCCGUAGCAAAUUCUACUCCAGCGAACGGUUUAUCGAUGACCACAGGCACUGCAUUUCGGGAAGCGCACACCGUGUCUGCAUGAUCUUGAACCAAUACGAGUCUUCCUCUGGUGGUCCUUUCUUCCGCGACAUCAACUCCAAUAACGGCGGUGAUUACAAUGCCCUCUAUUGGUACAUGAACUCCGGCCACGUCCAAACCGAAUCAUUCCGUACGGGCCUCCACGGUCCCUACUCGAUGUACUUCAGUCGAAGCGGAACCCCCAGCACCAACAUCGACACAUCCUUCUUCGCCAGCCUUGGUAUUAAGGGUUAUGUUGCUGCCAACGGACGUGGAACUGUCACCGGCAAAGCUUCCGGCGCAGACUCGAGCAUGGACUGGGUGGUUCACUGGUACAACAAUGAUGCCCAGUACUGGACCUACACAGCGUCCGACGGCAGUUUCACCUCUCCUGCCAUGAAACCCGGCACGUACACGAUGAAAUACUAUCAAGGCGAAUUCCCAGUGGCGGAAACCACCGUGACUGUAUCGGCCGGAUCAUCGACCACGAAAAACAUCUCCGGCUCGGUCAAAACAGGCACGACGAUCUUCAAAAUUGGAGAAUGGGAUGGCCAACCAACUGGCUUCCGCAACGCAGAUAAACAACUCCGCAUGCACCCCUCCGACUCCCGGAUGGACUCCUGGUCUUCCACCUACACAGUUGGCUCUUCUUCGCUCUCUGACUUCCCCAUGGCUGUCUUCAAGAGCGUCAAUAACCCCGUGACGAUCAAGUUCACCGCUACUUCUGCACAGACAGGUGCUGCAACUCUCCGCAUCGGCACAACCCUCUCCUUCGCUGGUGGUCGGCCGCAGGCAACGAUCAACAGCUAUACCGGCCCGGCUCCCUCAGCGCCUACUAAUCUCAACUCCCGAGGUGUCACGCGAGGUGCUUACCGUGGGCUUGGGGAGGUGUAUGAUGUUAGCGUGCCCGCUGGAACAAUUGUUACGGGCGAGAAUACGAUCACUAUAAGCGUUAUUUCCGGAAGCUCAGGUGACGCCUUCUUGAGCCCUAACGUGGUUUUUGAUUGCAUUGAACUUUUCCAGUAA
This is a messenger RNA of Aspergillus nidulans FGSC A4, 1584 nucleotides long. RefSeq names its product rhamnogalacturonate lyase B (gene rglA). Gene Ontology annotation, biological process: carbohydrate metabolic process. The coding region runs from base 1 to 1584 and encodes 527 amino acids. The record is from RefSeq and is a predicted model, not a curated record. The transcript has 11 exons. Gene Ontology annotation, molecular function: carbohydrate binding; rhamnogalacturonan endolyase activity; carbon-oxygen lyase activity, acting on polysaccharides. Gene Ontology annotation, cellular component: extracellular region. Lineage: Eukaryota; Fungi; Ascomycota; Eurotiomycetes; Eurotiales; Aspergillaceae.